Molecule: messenger RNA, 1158 nt
Organism: Purpureocillium lilacinum
Lineage: Eukaryota; Fungi; Ascomycota; Sordariomycetes; Hypocreales; Ophiocordycipitaceae
Biological process (GO): intracellular protein localization; cytoskeleton-dependent cytokinesis
Cellular component (GO): microtubule cytoskeleton; septin complex; cell division site
Molecular function (GO): GTPase activity; molecular adaptor activity; GTP binding
Source: RefSeq, a predicted model, not a curated record
AUGUCGUCCCCCGCCAAAAUGAUCCGCCGCAAGAAGAACGUCAAGAAGGGCAUUCAGUUCUGCCUCAUGGUUUGCGGUGCCUCUGGAACUGGCCGAACCACCUUUGUCAACACGCUCUGCGGCAAGGACGUCCUCCAGCAUAAGGAUGCGGAUGAUGCCUCCGAUGCUCAUGUUGAAGACGGUGUCAAGAUCAAGCCGGUCACGGUUGAACUCGAGCUUGACGAGGAGGGCACCCGCAUCUCGUUGACCAUCGUCGACACCCCUGGAUUCGGCGACCAGAUCGACAACGAAGCCAGCUUUGCGGAGAUUGUCGGAUACCUGGAGAGGCAAUACGAUGACAUCUUGGCCGAGGAGUCUCGCAUCAAGCGUAACCCUCGCUUCAGGGACAACCGAGUCCAUGCCAUGCUCUACUUCAUCACUCCCACCGGUCACGGACUGCGAGAGCUUGACAUCGAGCUCAUGAAGCGCCUCGCUCCCCGCGUCAACGUCAUUCCCGUCAUCGGACGCGCCGACUCCCUCACCCCUGCUGAGCUCGCCGAGUCGAAGAAGCUGGUCAUGGAGGACAUUGAGCACUACAGGAUCCCCGUCUACAACUUCCCGUACGACAUUGAGGAGGACGACGAGGAUACCGUUGAGGAGAACGCUGAGCUGAGAGGUCUCAUGCCUUUCGCCAUCGUCGGCUCGGAGGACAUUGUCGAGAUUGGCGGCCGCAAGGCUCGCGCUCGCCAGUAUCCUUGGGGUGUCGUCGAGGUCGACAACCCGCGCCACUCCGACUUCCUGGCUAUCCGAUCCGCUCUCCUCCACAGCCACUUGGCUGACCUGAAGGAGAUCACGCACGACUUCCUGUACGAGAACUACCGUACCGAGAAGCUGUCCAAGAGCGUCGACGGCGCCUCUGGAAACGCCGACAGCUCGAUGAACCCCGAGGAUCUUGCCUCCCAGUCCGUUCGCCUCAAGGAGGAGCAGCUCCGACGAGAGGAGGAGAAGCUGCGCGAGAUCGAACUCAAGGUCCAGCGCGAGAUCAACGAGAAGCGACAGGAGCUGUUGGCCCGCGAGUCGCAGCUGCGCGAGAUCGAGGCCCGCAUGCAGCGCGAAGCAUCGCAGGCCACGCCCGCGCCUGCCGAGGCCGCCAACGGCGAGCACCCACACCCGGAAUAG